Messenger RNA from Danio aesculapii, 2745 nucleotides. It is a transcript of the gene synpo2b, whose product is annotated as synaptopodin 2b. Bases 135 to 1985 code for a protein of 616 amino acids. Gene Ontology annotation, biological process: positive regulation of actin filament bundle assembly. The transcript has a single exon. Lineage: Eukaryota; Metazoa; Chordata; Actinopteri; Cypriniformes; Danionidae. Gene Ontology annotation, molecular function: actin binding. Gene Ontology annotation, cellular component: actin cytoskeleton; Z disc; nucleus. The record is from RefSeq and is a predicted model, not a curated record.
ACAAGAAUGACAUUUUACACCACAAAGUAAGUCAGGACUUACACUGUCAUCAAAGACAUUUUAAUGCUCAGAACCAACGUCCUACUUUGACCUACAUCAGAAUUUCUUAGUACAAACUAAAUAACUUUGAAACAAUGGAGCAUCUUCCACAGACGAAAGGCAAGGGAGUCCUGAUGUUUGCCAAAAGGCGUCAAAGGAUGGAUGAGAUUUCUGCAGAACAUGAGGAAAUGAGACGAAAAGGCAUACCAGUUGAUGCAAUUGUGGAAACAGAAAGGGAAAUUGUAAUGCCUCCUCCUCAAGAAAGUAAACCUCCACAAGAUUUCUAUGCAAGGCAAGAACAGCAUUAUCAAGGGCAGUCAUUUCAGCAACAGAUGUUGCAACAAUCAGCAAAUAGCAUGAAUGGUCUGGAUCCAUACCAAGGUUCGGCUGUUCCCAAACCCCUUGUGUCCAACAGAACUGCUAAACCCUUCCUUGGCGGUCAUAAUCAAGGCCAAAAAACUUUUUCACCCGUUAGAGGUGUCUCAAGUCCAACAUCUAAGAAACCUGAAAACAUAUUCAAGGUUCCUGUUCCGGUAAACACAACACCACAUGUUUGGUCUCCCACAUCAGACGUCAUUGCUUCUCGUGAUGAACGUAUUGCCAUUCCUGCUAUUAAGACAGGGAUCCUGCCAGAAACAAAAAGGAGAGGAGCAAACAAGUCAGACUUGAAAGAAAGGCCUCUACAUCAAAAGAAAAGAGAUGAAAAGUCCUUAACAGAGUUCGUUCAAGAGGAGGACUUUCUCAGUCUAGGCGCGGAAGCAUGCAAUUUUAUGCAAGCUCCAACAGUCAAGCAGAAAAACCCUCCACCUGUUCUACCUAAACCUGUUAUUAACCCAGCUCACCCUCCCUGGUCUGCAGAGGGUCAUGCCAUUUCAGCGAGCCACCUAAUGACAUCAAGUUCAGCUCAAGCAAUGGGGCACAAUCAGGUGCAGGCGGUCCAAACUAAACAGCACCCUGCUGCAGCCUGGACUCCAGAACCACAUCAGACACCACAUAAACUUCGUGCUGGUCCCUCCAAAUCCAAAAACCCAUGGAUAAAGUCACAAAGCGAAGAGAACUCUGUUGCUUCUUGCCCACCCCAACAUCUUAACACAUACCUUCCGGCAUCGAAGGCUCCAUCAGCUUCUCCUCAGGAGUAUUCAUCAGAAACAGGUGCAUCUGAGGGUCUGAACCUUAAAGGAAAAGGAGCUGAACUGUUUGCACGGAGACAAACCCGUAUGGAAAAAUUCAUAGUGGACAAUGAGACUGUGCGAACCAAUAAGGUCAGACCCUCAUCACCAACGCUUUCAAUGCCAAGCACCUGGAAGUACUCUUCUAACAUCCGUGCACCACCUCCAGUGUCCUACAAUCCGAUUUUAUCACCCUUUUAUCCCCUUGCAGCAGUUAAACAACCCCCACCUGCGACUAGUCCAAAGACAAAGCCGAAGGUAAACAAGGAGAAGAAAAAUCCUCCCCCCAAACAUCUCAAUGUUCUGGAUGUCAUGAAACAUCAGCCUUACCAGCUGGAUUCUUCCCUGUUUACCUACAACUUUACACCAGAGGUUAAAGAAGUAGUUUCUCCUAAAGACUCAAAACCAACUUCUGCAAAUAGUUCUUCCAAAAUUUCACAAGCAGAUAAGCAAUAUCCAUCUAAAGCCACUGGAGAGGUAAGUGCUGCAUACCCGUUUGUCCGCCAGACUACAUCAAAUGAGACUGCUGCUGUUUCCCCACAACAGUUUGAUGGAAAACAACUAAAUAUAUAUGAUGGUCUUAGAAACAAAGGUAUCUUCAGUGCCCGUCUGCCUCCUGGUAGCUCUGGUGACAAUGUUUCUGUAGGGUCUUCUGCACUUGACAAUAAUCAAUAUGCUUCACGAUCUGUAUUACCAGUUGCCCCAAGACCAAAGUUUUCAGCCAAAAAGUCAAACAUGACAGGAAAGCAAUGGAAACCGAUGAUUUUGCAACAUUAAUUGAGCUUUAAAAUGGUCAUGACAUGGUGUUAAUUGAUUUCAAUUAAAUGUUUUCAUUUACUUGGUCAUCAAAAGACUUUAAAUAGUUGCUUCUAGGUUAAUGCUCGAUUCUUUCGAGAUCAAUGCAUAGUACUUGCAAACAUUUCUGUAAUUUAGGGUAUAAAGGGAUUUGAUUAGAUUAAUUCUCUUGAUUUCAUGAGCUUCACAAUUUUCCAUGUGAUACAAAUGGAAGUGGAAUUUAUUUUUAAACUGUUUUUUUUAGAAAGAGAGUGAUAGCAAAUAUCAAAUCUGUUCCCUUUUCCCAAUGAAAUAAUCUGUGCUAGCAUUACAUGAAAUAUUUAGGUUCAGUUUCAGAGCAAUACACAAAAUAUUUAUCCCCUUAGCCAUAUCAUUGGAUAUUAGGUUUGGAACUUUUUCACAGAUUGCAUUUCAACAAGGUUGUAUUUUAGACAACAUCAGACAUUUUUUAACAAUGUUUUAUUUUGUUUUCUUUGGAAACUCGGGCCAGCCUAAAAUAUAAUUCAGAGAUAUUAAUGAUAAUUAUGUGUUUUGUAAAUUAUAAAUUAUUUGUAAUGUGUUUAGCAGACUCUGCUGUUCAAAUACUGAUAAAAAGACGGGUGUACAGAAUUUGCUUAUUCGUUUGUAUCAAGUCAAAUAUGAUUCUGAACUGUAUUCUUUUCUGGUUUCUUCUUUUCUUGAUAUUUCAAAAUUAUUGCACUGCCUGAUCCUUCUCUUUAAUAAAAUGUUCCAUCUUUCUUUG